Molecule: messenger RNA, 1085 nt
Organism: Ilex paraguariensis (yerba mate)
Lineage: Eukaryota; Viridiplantae; Streptophyta; Magnoliopsida; Aquifoliales; Aquifoliaceae
Source: the annotation of a GenBank genome assembly
CUCCUCCCAAAACAGCAUUCACCAUCUCAGGUCUCUUCAUCAUCUUCCGAUCUCUUCAUCGAGGCUUCAGUAUCUCCUUCGAUUCCCAUCUGCUUUUUCAUCGCUUUUAUUCGAAUAUAUUGAAUGCUUGAUUUAUUUUUUUGGCGUAUUGUAACGGUUAUAUGUUCGAGGUUGGCAUUCUGUGAUUUAUAGACGAUAAUCUUCUAAAGAACGUGGUUUUAGAGGAAUUUGGAUUGUAAGAGUGAAUUUUUAAAAUUGUUGGGGAUUAGGGUUUUGGGUUGUGGUCGUGGAUUAAGAAAAGAUCGAACUUUUCAAAUAUGAGAACAUCUUGGGCGGAUUCUGUUGAGAAUACAGCAGCUCCAGGUUCUUUUGAUAACAAUGCAGCUGCUGCUAGGUCUUCGGCUCCCACCAAAUCUGCUUAUGUUCCGCCCCAUCUUCGUAACAGGCCACCUACAGCAGCAGAGCCACCAGCUCCUUCUUAUAGUGGCCCAUCAUCGGGUAGUGAUAGGCCUGACUCUGGCGGAUCUACAACUGGAUCCCGCUGGGGUGGUUCUAGGCCUGACUCUGGACGCCAAGGAUAUGGUGGCGGUGGUCGGGGUGGUGCUGGUUGGGGCACCAGAGGUGGUGGCUGGGGCAGAGAGAGAGAGGUAAAUCCUUUUGGCACUGAUGACAUUGAUAGUGAAGCAGAGCUUGCAAUUAGUGAGCAGGAAAAUACAGGUAUCAACUUUGAUGCAUAUGAGGAUAUCCCAGUGGAGACAAGUGGAAAUAAUGUGCCACCUCCGGUAAAUACAUUUGCGGAAAUAGACCUGGGGGAUGCACUGAAUCUAAAUAUUCGGAGGUGCAAAUAUGUCAAGCCGACUCCUGUUCAGCGUCAUGCAAUACCCAUAUCUCUAGGAGGACGAGAUUUAAUGGCCUGUGCUCAGACUGGGUCUGGGAAGACAGCAGCUUUUUGUUUUCCAAUCAUCAGUGGAAUUAUGAGGGGGAAUUUUCCGCAGAGACCACGUGGAAUGCGGACUGUGUUCCCCCUUGCUUUGAUUCUCUCUCCUACAAGGGAGCUCUCAAUGCAGGUGGGUUUUGUUAAUUAA